GGAUAAUAACUUUUAUAGUUUUGUACACGAGUCAUGAGAGAUAGAGUGAGAGGGAGAGCAGACGGACGUCGAACACGAUCGGCAAAGGCAACACUGAGUUAUGAACAUGAGAGACCACGAGGGAGAAGCAAUCAGAGGAGCUUUCGCACAGGGGAACAGAGAGGAUUGCGAGGGAGGGAAUCAGGUAUUGGGGAAACAUAUAACAGAGGAUUGUAUAAGCAAGCAACGCCAUACUUUUUCACCAACUUCCCAGAAGACUGGAGUUAUGCAGAGAUGUGGAAGACUUUCUGCAAAUUUGGAAGGGUAUUCGACAUUUAUAGCCCAAGUAGAAGAAGCAAGAAAGGUCGUAGAUUCGGAUUUGUGAGAUUUUUGGACGUAAAGGACAAUAAGGAGCUGGAGAGGAGACUUGACCAGAUAUGGGUUGGGGAAUUCAAACUAUGGGUGAAUAGUCCACGGUUUAGAAAUGUAAUUCCGAACAGGGGGGUGGAGCAACGGAUGGUACAAAAAGAGGAGCCAAACAGACAAAACAAGACGUAUGCGGAUGUGGUGAAAGGGCAUUAUGGAAGAGAAGUAAGAGGGGAGGCAGGGAAAAAACAGGAAGACAGCGGGAGUAGAAGCCACGGGAGGGAUGAUAGAAGAAACAACAGUGGAACGGACCUUCGAGCCGGAGAAAAAACUCUAAUCUGGAAGGAAAAAGGACGGGGGGAACAAUGGCCCGGUAUGGAUUACAAUGUAAAGGAAGAAGAAUAUGAAUGGCUAAAAGGGUGCUAUGUGGGGAAGGUGCAUUCCGUUGAAAUGGUUCGAAAUCUACAAGAAAAAUUCUAUAUGGAAGGCUAUUUUUCUUGUAGAAUCCGAGCAAUGGGGGGGAAGUUGGUGCUGUUAGACUGUGAUGAUAAAGAGGAAUUGAAAGACCUAGUAGAGAUGGCAUCAGAAUGGUUAGAACAGUGGUUUGAAGAAGUGAGCCCAUGGACACCAGAGAAGGUUGCAGAGGAAAGAUUUGUAUGGAUCAGGUGCCAAGGAGUCCCUCUUAAUGUAUGGAAAUCCGAAUUCUUUACUGAUAUGAGCUGUGCUUGGGGGAAGUUUAUCUGUCUAGACGAUAGCACCAGCCAAAAGAGGAGAUUCGACAUUGCUCGAUUCUUAAUAUCCACUCCGAUCAUGGGAUCAAUUUCUGUCAAGAGAUCUAUAAGGAUUAAUGGAUCCAUGUAUGUCAUCAAGUUCACGGAGGAGGAGUUCACCAAUGGCUUCUUUUCCUUGAAGCAGGAUUUCUUGCCUACAUUUCAGAGUGACUCAGAGGAACAGGAAUCCUGGAUGACGGAAAGUGAGGAGGGGGAUAUGGGGUGUGAUGGUGCAGAAGAGGCAUGGGGAGCCAUAGAAAGAACCAAGGAAGCUGAGGUUGAUGACGAUGACGUGGCAAGCUAUAGGGAGGUGAGUAACGGUAAAGCUAUAGCAAAAGGCCAUAGGGUAAGUGAGAUGACAGUAGAGGAGGUCCCUGACACCCUGCAGAAAAUUCAAACCGGGAGGGAAGAAAAAUUCAAAUCAAGGUGGGAGUAUUCGGGGGAAAGGAGUAGGUCAUUUAGUGCUCUGGCCGGGCUCAUGAAUGAGGAGGAGUAUCAAUUGGGAUUAAUUGAAACCAGCAAAGGGAUAUCUAUAGAGGAGUCCAAUAAGAAGAAUAAAACAACAACAGGGGAGGAGUCCGUUAAUGUGGAUCAGGCCCAAAGCUUCACUUUGAUGAAGGCCCAAAGCAAUAAAGACAAAAGAGCUGCAGAUAGACAUAAGGAAGUGGUGUCGGUGAACACCAAUAAUGAGUGCCAUGACCUUUGCGGAACAGGGCAGGAGAGGAAAGAAAAUGGAGUAGCAGAUCGGAAACAAGGAAGUGCAGAGGGGAUCCCAAAGAUGAGAAAGAGACGAAUCAGAACAUGCAGUUCGGUUUACUCGAGAGAGGGCUUCACACAACAAGGCCUGCAAGAAAGAAGGGGCCGAAGAGGAAGAUGUCGAGGCAGAGCAGAGAACAGAGUACAACCGGGUUUUGUGGCAAGCCCAACGGGUGAAGUAGCUGGUGAGUCAAUUGGGGACAGCUGCAUCCAAAAUUGCAAUAGAUCCAUCAAGAAGCAGAUGAAGAAAGACCUAGCCAAGGAAAUAUGGGAAAUCGCAAAGCAGCUGGGAGCAGUGGCCGAAAAUGAGGAAGAUAUAAUUCAAAGAUUGGAGGAAUUAGAGAGCAGAGACAACCGGGCAAAGACUGAUCGGGAAAAGAUCGGAACAGUGGCGAGAGAGGAGGUUUUUAAUAAACGUGAGCUUCUGGAGGGCAAUGGUUUUAUCGGAGUAUAUGGGGUGUGGGGGGAGGAAGAAGUACCAGUAUAUAUUGUAAAUAUAUAUGCCCCAUGUAAUGCAACUGGCAAAAGAAGUCUGUGGGAGGAGCUGCAGUGCUUGAUCUGUAAUAGGAGAGGAAGAUGGUGCUUAGGAGGGGAUUUUAAUGCCAUUAGAACAGCAGGGGAACGGCAUGGGUGUCGAGAAACAACUAGAGAAAUGAGGGACUUCAAUGCUUUCAUUCAUUCAGCUGAACUGAUAGAUUUACCAAUGGUUGGAAGGAAGUUUACAUGGUAUAAUUCAAAUGGGCAGCAAAUGAGUAGACUGGACAGAUUUCUGCUUUCAAAUGAAUGGAUGCUGAAUUGGGAAGAUGUUAAGCAGUGGGGUCUAAAAAGAACAAUUUCAGAUCACUGUCCUAUUUUACUGAAGAGGGAAAAGGUUGAUUGGGGGCCAAAACCGUUCAAGUUCUUUAAUGCUUGGAUGGACCAACCAGGGUGCACAGAGAUCAUCAGAAAUGCAUGGAAUUCCUGUGAAGUGAAGGGCGGGUUCGGUCUCAGAUUCAAAGAAAGGCUGAAAUCCACCAAGAAGGCUCUCAAAAUGUGGAAUGGAAGUUCAAUGACAAAUGUGGACAGGAAAAUCAUGGAAGCUGAAAAAGAGAUUGAGGAGGUAGAUAAGAAAGGAGAGAAUAGUCUGUUGACUCACAUGGAUAUUGAAAAAAGGAGAGGAUGCUUUAUUGAUUUAUGGAACAACUUAAAAAUCAAGGAGAAUAUGUGGCAACAGAAAUCAAGGAAAAUGUGGCUCAAAGAAGGGGAUGCAAACACCAAGUACUUCCAUAGAAGUGUAAAUGGAAGAAGAAGAAGAAAUGAAAUUUGUAGCAUUAUGAUUGAAGGGAAGCAACUCUCUGGAGUGACAGAAAUUAAGGAAGGGGUGGCUGAAUAUUUCCAGAAAUUAUUCACAGAAGAAGUGUGGCAACGACCAAAACUUGAUGGAAUGGACUUUAAGCAGAUAUCUCAAGCGGAUAACGAGUUCCUCACAGCACCCUUCAAUGAAGAUGAAAUUAAAAAAGUCAUCUGGGAGUGUGAUUCUUCUAAAGCCCCAGGCCCGGAUGGCUUCAACUUCAGAUUUAUGAAGUCCAUGUGGGAGGACAUUAAAACGGAGGUGAUUGGCUUCGUCAAGGAAUUCCAAGAGCAAGGCAGAUUAGCAAGAGGGUCUAAUGCUUCCUUCAUUGUGUUGAUCCCAAAAACCAAGAAUCCCCAAAGAAUUGAAGAAUAUAGACCCAUAUCCCUCAUUGGUGUUAUGUACAAGGUGGUUGCAAAAUUAAUGGCAAGCCGUCUAAGCAAAGUGAUGCACAAGAUUAUUGGGGAACAACAGAUGGCAUUUAUCAAGGGCAGACAGUUGGUGGAUGGAGUAGUCAUUGCAAACGAAGUAAUUGAUGAAGCGAAAAGGAAGAGGAGGAAAAGCUUUGUAUUCAAAGUGGAUUUUGAGAAAGCAUAUGAUAAGGUGUGCUGGAAAUUUUUAGAUUAUAUGCUGGACAGAAUGGCCUUUUGUGACACUUGGAGGAGGUGGAUCCAAGAGUGCUUGCAAUCGAGUAUGGUGUCAAUCUUAAUUAAUGGAAGCCCAACUCGACAAUUUCCAGUCACAAAAGGCAUUCGGCAAGGUGACCCCUUAUCUCCCUUCUUAUUCCUGAUAGUGGCAGAGGGACUUAAUGGAUUAAUGACAGCAGCUGUCGAGAAGGAGCUAUAUAAGGGUGUGGAUGUCGGAAAUGAUGCUGUAUCAGUUACCCACUUGCAAUUCGCGGACGACACCAUAUUCUUUGGGGAGGCAUCGGAGCAAAAUAUUAGGACAGUUAAGUGUAUCUUGAGGACAUUUGAAAUGGCGGCGGGGUUGAAAAUAAACUUCGGAAAAAGUCAGCUCAUGGGCAUCGGGGUGGAGGAUGAUUGGAGAAAUAAAAUGGCCUAUAGAUUAGGCUGUAAAGAAGGGGAAUUUCCGAUCAAAUACCUGGGGAUUCCCAUUGGGGGGAACCAUAGAAGGCUUAAAAUGUGGCAGCCAUUGCUAGAAUCUGUUAUGAAGAAACUGUCGAGCUGGAAAGGGAGAUAUCUCUCUCAAGGUGGUCGAAUUACACUUAUUAACUCAGUGUUGUCCAGCCUCCCCGUGUUCUUGAUGUCCGUCUACUUGAUCCCAAAAGGUACGCUUAAUUCAAUUGAUAAGAUUCGUAGGAAUUUUUUAUGGGGGGGAGAAGGAGGGGAGAGGAAAAUUAAUUGGGUUAAGUGGGAUAGAAUUUGCAAAGCUAAGGAACACGGGGGGCUCGGUGUGAAAGAUUUGAAUAAAUUUAAUUUAGCGCUAAUGGGGAAAUGGUGGAGUAGAUUAGCAGCAGAUGAAGAAGGGCUGUGGAAAAGGGUCAUUAGAGAAAAAUACGGAGGGGGAGGGGGGCAUUGGAAAACCUGGGUGAGAAGUGGAAAUGAUGGGGGUUCUUUAUGGUGGAGAGAUGUCCAAAGGAUUAAUAAUGCGGAUAGGGACAAUGCAGGGUGGUUGGCGGAGGGUUUUAGCCUAAAGUUGGGGGAAGGUAAAGAGGUGAGCUUUUGGUGGGAUGAGUGGUGUGGGGAACGCUGUCUUGCUAAUAUGUUCCCUAGAUUAUAUUUGUUGUCAACAGAUAAAGAGAAGAAUUGCUACGAAAUGGGGAAGGAGCUCAAUGGAACAUGGGAAUGGAACCUAAAGUGGAGAAGAAGGCUGAUGGAAUGGGAAGAGGAGUCGGCUCUUGAGCUAUCAAAUUUGAUCGAGAAGGUGAAAAUACAACCAGGAAUCACUGACAAAUGGGAGUGGGUGCACAAUAGGGAUGGCAAGUAUUCAUCUUCAUCAGCAUACUCACUGUUAUCAAAUACCCAGCAGAAUCCAAAUGAAAAAUUGUUCAGAAGAAUAUGGAACAACAAUAUCCCCAGCAAAAUUGCAGCAUUUAAUUGGAGAGUUGUGCUUGACAAAAUACCAACCAAAAGGAACUUGUUGAUAAGAGGAAUUGGCAGUGGUAUGGAGGACGGGAAAUGCAGCCUUUGUGCAGAGGAAGAAGAAGACGCAGCCCACUUGUUUUUGAGAUGUAAAGUGGCGAAGUGGAUCUGGAAGGAGUGUACUAAAUGGUGGGGGAUAUCAUUAAGGCUGGAGUCGGACUGCUGGAAAUCCUUCGAACACCUCCAUGCAUGGACUAAUGACAACCGACUCAAAAAGGGAUGGGAUUGCAUUUGGAGUGCAGUGAUCUGGUCAUUAUGGCUUUUGCGGAAUAGAAAGGUAUUUAAAGGCCAGGAAGCAAACAUGGAUUGGUUGUGUAAUCCUAUAGCUUGUCUUAUAGAUGGGUAAGAGUAAGCAUGGGUGUAGAAGAGUUUGAAAGAUAGGAGUAACAGAGUAGGCUUUAUAGUCUCUGCUAUUCUGUAACGAAUUUAGUGGAGUACUUCUUGUACAUCCACAAUAUCCUCAAUAAAUUACCUUUGCUGUG
Rubroshorea leprosula is the source of this 5785-nucleotide messenger RNA. Lineage: Eukaryota; Viridiplantae; Streptophyta; Magnoliopsida; Malvales; Dipterocarpaceae. The record is from the annotation of a GenBank genome assembly.